Molecule: messenger RNA, 3535 nt
Organism: Ictalurus furcatus (blue catfish)
Lineage: Eukaryota; Metazoa; Chordata; Actinopteri; Siluriformes; Ictaluridae
Gene: snap91a
Product: synaptosome associated protein 91a
Exons: 29
Coding region: 75-2996 (973 amino acids)
Biological process (GO): synaptic vesicle budding from presynaptic endocytic zone membrane; clathrin coat assembly; clathrin-dependent endocytosis
Cellular component (GO): synaptic vesicle; clathrin-coated pit; extrinsic component of presynaptic endocytic zone membrane
Molecular function (GO): SNARE binding; clathrin heavy chain binding; 1-phosphatidylinositol binding
Source: RefSeq, a predicted model, not a curated record
CGGGAAACAGCGCCGCGCGGCCUCGAUAAGAUCACGAGCGCAGCGGAAGGAGAGCGCAGGCGGAAGCGGGGAAGAUGUCGGGGCAGACGCUAACGGACCGGAUCGCCGCGGCGCAGUACAGCCUGACCGGCUCCGAGGUGGCGCGCGCUGUGUGUAAGGCCACCACGCAUGAAGUAAUGGCACCCAAGAAGAAACACCUGGAGUAUCUGAUCCAGGCCACGCAGGAGUCGAACGUGAACAUCCCUCAGAUGGCCGACACGCUGUUCGAGCGAGCAGGGAACGCCAGCUGGAUCGUGGUGUUUAAGGCUCUGGUCACUACACACCACCUCAUGGUCCACGGAAACGAGAGAUUUAUCCAGUUCCUUGCCUCCAGAAACACGCUGUUCAACCUCAGCAACUUCCUGGAUAAGACCGGAUCACACGGUUACGACAUGUCCACCUUUAUCCGGCGCUACAGCAGGUAUCUGAAUGAAAAAGCGUUUUCUUACAGACAGAUGGCCUUUGACUUCGGCCGCGUGAAAAAAGGAAACGACGGUGUGAUGAGGACGAUGACUACAGAUAAACUCCUGAAAGGCAUGUCCACGCUGCAGAGUCAGAUCGACGCCCUGCUGGAGUUUGAUGUCCAUCCUAAAGAUCUGGUCAACGGCGUCAUCAACGCUGCGUUUUUACUCCUCUUUAAGGAUCUGAUUAAAUUAUAUGCCUGUUACAACGAUGGAAUUAUUAACUUACUAGAGAAAUUUUUCCAGAUGAAGAAAGGUCAGUGUAAAGAUGCUUUGGAAAUCUACAAAAGGUUCCUGACUCGAAUGACCAGAGUUACAGAAUUCCUCAAAAUCGCAGAGCAAGUCGGAAUUGAUAAGAGUGAUAUUCCUGAACUUACCCAGGCCCCUGAAAGUCUGCUGGAGUCUCUGGAGACACACCUGAACACACUUGAGGGGAAGCGGGGGUCACCGACUAAGAAGAGUUCUUCAGUCAGUAAUGGAACUCCUGCAGGAACUCCAGUGAAGACGGUGGAUGAAGUUCCUGCAGCAGCAGCAGAAGCUCAGAACACGACUGCGACUGCAGCUCCAGCCGGGUCUGCUUGUUUUUAUUAUUAUUAUGUUAAAGCAGUGAUUUAUGAAGUUCAGGUGGAUCUGGAGGAUGGGAUUAAUGCAGCUGUGCUGAAACCUAAUGAGAAACCGUUCUUUUUCUCCUCCUCAUGUCUCGUUUUCUCUCUUUCUCUGUGCUGUAGUGGAUUCAGUGCUUUGGUGGAUUUUGAUUUAUUAGCUCCGAGUGCAGGUGCUUCAGCAGCUCCAGCGUCCGGGUGGGGAGAUCUGCUGGGUGAGGCUGCUGCCGUUAGUUCUUCCUCUGCACUCCACUCUGAGUCUGAAUCUGUCGCUCCUGCUGAAAUCACUGAAACGAGUCAUGAUGCUAUAGCUGAACCUGCGGCUAACGCUAACGCUCUGCCUAGCGCUGGUGCUAAUGCUAAUGCUAUCACUCCUGCCGCUCCUGCGCCAACCUCCUCGCUGUCAGACAUGGACCUGUUCGGAGAUGCGUUUGCCCCCUCCCCGGGUGAUGGAUCAGCUUCAGCAGUGGCUGCUGAUGCCUUUAAAGGAUCUGACCCCUGGGCUCCCUCUGAGGGGAGUGUGGAAGUCGCCCCAGAGCUCGACCUUUUUGCCAUGAAGCCAGCAGAGGGCAGCACUGAGAGCCCGGCUAAUGGAGAGCUGAGCACCACGCCCACUGUCUCCCCCGAAAAUGCCCCCGAAACCACCCCUCCUGCCCCCUCUGCCCCCACCACAGAGUCCACGGCCCCCUUGGCCCCCCCGGCCCCCCCGGCCCAUGCUGCCCCUUCAGCGCUAGACAUCUUUGGCGAUAUGUUUGAUUCUGUGCCUGAUCAAAACGCCUCCUCAGAGCCCAAAGCUGCCGUAACUCCCACUAACGUAGAUCUGUUCGGUGCAGAUCUUCCUGCUGUCUCUCGAGGGCCUUCACCUUUACCUGAUGCUUCAGUCACUGCUGAUCUGUUAUCUGACUCGUUCAUCACUCCGACUCCAUCUCUCGCCGCUGCUCCUGUGUCUCCGCCCAAAACUAAUGCUCCUGUGUUGGACCUGCUGGACACGUUUGGAGAACCUGAAGUGGAACCACACACUUCUACAUCUACAGGAGAUCUGCUUGGAGGUUUGAUUUCCCCCGUGGCCCCGGCCGCCCCUCCUAUUCCCGCGGUCACUGCAGCAUCCGUUGCCCCGAGCGACCUGCUGGAUUCGGGCUUCGAUGCUUUUGGUCUGCCUCCUUCCAGCUCUGUGACCUCUGACCCCGUACCGGCCUCUACAGCGCCCUCUGGAGGAUUCGAUCCAUCAGUGUUUGAUGGAUUAGGGGACCUCCUCAUGCCCUCCAUAACCCCUCAGAGUACCGGUGGCAGUAGUACUCCUAUAGUUUCUGCAGCAUCUCCUAUGGUUGCUGCAGAGACGGUUCCUGUGGUAGCCCCAGCAGCCACGCCCACCGCCACGCCUACCAUGAUGCCCACCGCCACGCCUACCAUGAUGCCCACCGCCAUGCCUACAAUGAUGCCCACCUCACCCGCCAUGAUGCCCACCGCCGGUCUGCCUGCUAAAGCCAUCAGUAUAGAUCUGGAUGAAUCGCUCGCAAACCUGGUCGGAAAUCUGGGGAUGGGAAGUCAGAAAAAGGACGGGGAGAAGAAGCUGACCGGUGGAGUGAACUGGGCCCCUCAGGUCGCCCCCACCAGCUGGAGCACUCCACCCAUGGCUGGGGCAACAGCUGGAGCGACUCCGCCUACUGGAACCAUGCCACCACCCAUGGGGGCGCAGCCUGCAUUCAGUCUGCCCACUGCAGGAGGUGCUGGAGCUCCCAUGAUGCCUCAGCAGAUGAUGAUGGGGCAGUCGAUGAUGAGGCCACCUUUCGCAGGAGCAGCUGCACCACUGUCUCCGGGGUCUGCAGUUCAGAGCCCCAAGAAGCCGCAGACUAAGGACCCGCUGGCCGACCUCAACAUUAAAGACUUCUUAUAAUCUGUGAGUGAUUUUGGACUCGGCUCUGGUGAAGCUGAUUCACUGAUCGUUUACACCCACAUACACCUGAAGAUCCUGCAGAUAGCCCCGCCCCUUCUUUCAUAACCACACCCCAUCCCUCCUCCCUGCGCUGUGUAAUGUCGUAGCACAAACUGUGAAGUAAACUGUAGAGAAAAAAAGAGGAGAAAAUGUAAUGAAGAGAGAGAGAGGUGUGUGUGCUUUAUCUCGAUGUGAUCUUUUGUUUUAAUGGAAACUAAACAAAAGGAGAAAAAAAAGAAAAUGUAAAAAUGUUCAAAUGUGUAGAGUUUUCGCCAAGUGUUAGCUUCAGAACCUGAAUGAUGUGUGUGUGUGUGUGUGUGUGUGUGUGUGUGUGUUUCCUGUUUUCUGUGUGUGUGUGUGUGUGUGCGCGCGCGUUGGAGCAGUGUGUAACGUGUACCUGCAGAAGGUUUUUCUCUCCUCUGUAUCUGUGGAUGAUGUGAAUCUGGUUAUUAAAUGAUGACGUGAUCCCGCUGUCGGUUCUACACACGUUUGUUUAUGAG